This is a messenger RNA of Durusdinium trenchii, 732 nucleotides long. The record is from the annotation of a GenBank genome assembly. Lineage: Eukaryota; Dinophyceae; Suessiales; Symbiodiniaceae.
AUGCAGGAGAUGAUGGAGCAUCCCGAGUUGCUGGAGGCUGUGGACAUGGCUGGCUGGACACCUCUACAUAUAGCAGUUCAUGUCGGCAGGAGGGAGGUGGUCAUCAGACUGCUUCAGGCCGGUGCGAAGCUCAAUCAGAGGAACAGCAAAGGGCAGGUGCCGUCAGAGCUUUGCGCCGACAAUGGCACCUACGAGGCUAUCCGCUCCUAUGAGCUGCAUCAGCAACAGUCACCGCAUGACACUUGGGACUUCCCUUUGGACUCCAACCAAGCUGAGGACAUUGUGGGAAGUCGCUUGCAGUAUGAGCCCUUCUUUGUGCCGAGACAACCUGUCAUACGGUCACAGCAGUUCAAGAAGGAGUUUCAACGCAUUGGCACUCUAAUCUUCAACCGCCAGCCUGGCUUUGGCUUGGCUUUCCUGGUGGCGAGUGGUGUGGCCCGCGACUAUCCCGUGGACAUGUCCACUUUUCUCCGAAGAAGUAAAGUUGACAUAAAGCAGGUUGGGAACUUCCUGGGCGAGGCGUUCUCGCUGUCUCACACAAUACGGCUGGAGUUCUUGAAUUCUGUAGUUCUGCAAAACACUGGUGUGGUUUCUGCGCUCAUUCAGGUCUUCCAUAUGCUUCAGCUGCCGGAUGACUUGCAGAAGAUCAAUCGGCUGGUGCAUGGAGUGGCAAGGAUAUGGUGGAGGCAGCAUGAGAGGAUGCAACGAGAGUCUUCUGGAGCCAGAAACUGA